Molecule: messenger RNA, 2214 nt
Organism: Vicia faba (fava bean)
Lineage: Eukaryota; Viridiplantae; Streptophyta; Magnoliopsida; Fabales; Fabaceae
Source: the annotation of a GenBank genome assembly
AUGGAACAAGACAAAAACGAAAGUAACAUGAACGAAAGUAUCAACGAAAACAAAAAUGGUGGUGAUGGAAUCAUAGUAUCAGAUCCGAAGGGAGAAAGGGUUAUUGAGUUUCCUUGCAAAAGAAGCAUAGCUGAGAGAAGGGGUUUCAAUAAAAAUGCAACAAGUAUCAACACAGGAGGAGGAGUUAUACGUUUGGAUGCAACAAUGAAAACCCCUUUUGUUUCUCUUCCAGCUCGAUCACCACAUCUCACAAUACCACCGGGAAUUAGUCCCACCGCAUUGCUUGAGUCCCCGGUCAUGCUUCCUAAUUCUCAGGCCAUGCCAUCUCCCACCACGGGAAGUUUUCCCAUGCUUCAACCUCCAAUGCUCACUUCCAUUUCAAAAGAUGAAGGAAACAUGGAUAUUUCUACUUCCUCUGAUGUUGCUUCCUCUUCCAAAUUCAAGUCUCAAGCCGAUUUUAAUUCUAAUUCUCUAAAUCAGGGUUCUAAUAAUUAUCAAAUGAUGACUGGAGGGCAUAAAGUGGAUCAAAUAUUUGUUCAAGAUCAAGCACCAAUAGAUUUUUCAUUCUCUGAAGAUUUUUCAAAUAACUUUUUUAUAAAAAAUAGUGGAUUUCCUUUAUACAGUGAUUUGAAAAUGGUAGAUAUGAUGGUUGAUAACAUUGAUGUACCAAUCUCUUAUUCCGAAGAAGCUAGUGAUGAAAGUAAUCUUGUUGAAAAUUCGAUCCCUGUGGAUGAUAUUGGACAACAACAUGUCUUAGAAGUAGAACAAAAAGAAACAUGUUAUGCAAUCGGAGCAAAGAACUCCGAGGAUGGUUAUAAUUGGAGAAAAUAUGGACAGAAACAAGUAAAAGGAAGUGAGUUUCCAAGAAGCUACUAUAAAUGUACUCAACCGAGUUGUCAAGUCAAGAAAAAAGUUGAAAGAUCACAUGAUGGCCAGAUAACUGAAAUCAUUUACAAGGGUAGUCACAACCAUGCCAAACCACAUUCCAAUCGCCUAGGAUCAAUACCUUCGAAUGAUGAGAUUUUAGAAACUGCUGAAGCCAAUGAAACAUGUGAUUCAGUAUGGAGAAAUAAUCAUUCGCGAGAAAAAGAUGCAAACCAUAACUUGGAGCGGAAGCUUGAUGGUCAAGAAAGGACAUCCCCGCCUUCUUUUACGACCGAGCUUUCAGAUCCCGCCAAGAGAGCUAUAUCAUCAGAUGAAGCUAAAGAGAAUUCUUCUGCAUUUGUUAAUCGUGAUGGUAAUAAAGAUGGAUCCACUCAAAUAGUUUUACCAAUUGAAGAUGGUGCUGAAGAUGGUGAAUCAGAAUCGAAAAGAAGGAAAAAGGAAAGCUAUCCAACUGAACCAAUGAUGCCUGCGAGGGCUAUUCGUGAGCCGCGAGUGGUGGUCCAAAUCGAGAGUGAAAUCGACAUACUUGAUGAUGGUUAUCGUUGGCGAAAGUAUGGCCAAAAGGUUGUCAAAGGGAAUCCAAACCCAAGGAGCUACUACAAAUGCACAAGUGCUGGAUGUAAUGUAAGGAAACAUGUGGAAAGAGCUUCACACAAUUUAAAAUUUGUUAUCACUACUUAUGAGGGAAAACAUAACCAUGAGGUUCCAACCGCUAAGAAUAACCAUCAUAUAAGUUCAAGUGAUGUUGGUUUACAUUCAAGUGGUGCUAAUGCGUUACAUGGGAGUGCCGGUAUCAUGAAGUCGGAAGCACAUCAAACUCUUGCAUCUCAUUUUGAUAGAAAACCCGAUUUAAGCAAUGAGUUUUUGCGGUCAAGUUUGAUGGGAAGUUUCACUAAUGAUAUGAAGUUUGGACCUUCUUCUAUAUCCCAAAUGAAGUAUUCUUCCUUGGAUAAUAUCAUACCUUAUGGAUGCUCCUAUGGAAUGAAUCUCGAAUGUGGUAUUGCGCCUCAAGUUGGGCAUAUUCCUCCAAUGUUCCCAGAAUAUCCAAUGCCAUUACCAUUGAAUCUUGCUUCAUCUGGAAAUUUUUCUCUUGAUGGAAUUAAUUUCAACUAUGCAAAACCAAUGAAUUAUGUUCAGUCUUACCUUUCAAAUCAGCAGAUGAAGGACUUUGAUACAGGACUUCUAAGGCCUAAAGAGGAGUUGAAUGAUGAUUCUUUAUAUACUUCAUGUCCAACCUCUUUUGAUCAUGCAAGUUCCUCACUGAAUCCACCAUCAACAUCACCACCACAAUCCAUUUAUCAAAGUGUCAUGCAGAAUUUCCCUUCAUAA